This is a messenger RNA of Linum trigynum, 2918 nucleotides long. Lineage: Eukaryota; Viridiplantae; Streptophyta; Magnoliopsida; Malpighiales; Linaceae. The record is from the annotation of a GenBank genome assembly.
UGCUUCCCAACUGAUAGCGACUACCAAAAUCGACUAAUAUGUCACGGAUAAAAAAUUUGACCCCGUUAAUACUGAACUUAUAAACUUUUUCUAUAUUUGUGUAAUCAACAGGCCCGGCCCAGGCCCUGUGCUGGUCAGACCCACAGCACAGGGCCUCUAAAAUCUGGGGCCUCAUAGUUAGGCCUAUUCGCUGCCUCCUUCCCUGCUUGCCCAUUAGGCCUAUAUUAAUGUUUUUGUUUGGGUUGACUCUUCCCCAAGCCCAUUAUUGUCCAUCCUUGAAAGCUGAAAAAUAUAUCCCAAAGCCCAUUACCGCCAACUAGCAGAACUAUUCAAAAAAAAAAAAAAACACUCAUUAAUGACAAUAUUUUCCCUCAUUGUCAAAAAUAAAAAUGAUAAUACGUUUCCCACGUUUCUCAACCUUCCAACAUAAAAUCCAACGUCUCUCCACCAAUCAAAUAAUCAAUAGUCAAUGCUCAUCCCUAAUAUAUUUCCCUCCAUUACGUUUUUGAGUUAAAUACGCAGCCAACCAAGCAAAGAGAGCCGCUCGCAGCAGUAUUGGUUUGGACAUUUGGGUAUAUUUUAUUCUAUCAAAUUUGAAUUAGGUAAACUAAAAAAUUUGAAUUAGGUAAUUGUAAGCGAAAAAAAACAGAGAACAUUUUUGGGGGAAAAUUUGAGGCCACAUUUUUUUAUUUUCGAACAGGGCCUUGGAAUAUUGUGGGCCGGCCCUGGUAAUCAAGGGAUUUUUCCAGAAAUAGCACCUUUUAAAAAAAAAAUUACAAAAAUAGCACCCAUGUAAAAAAAAUUCCACUAAUAGCACCCUUUUUAAUAGAACGCACCUUGUAGAUGCGUUUUACAUAUAAAUCGCACCCUACAAGUGCGUUUUAUAAGUAGAUCGCACCCUAAAAGUGCGUUCCAAAAAUCUGGAAUCAAAUCGCACCUUAGCCAAGCGAUUUUUGUUCUGACCUAGUAAAAUCGCAUGGCCAAAAUGCGAUUUAAGUCUGACCUACUAAAAUCGCAUGCCUGGGGUGCGAUCUGUUUCUGGCAGACAAAAUCGCACCAUGAGGAUGCGAUUUUAACAUGCAAACCGCACCUUAAAGGUGCGGUUUUGGUCAAUUAAUUUCCGACAUGCAUGCAGAAGUUACAGACGUGGGUGUGUAUGGGCCUGCAUGGCAGACGAAAAUCGCAUCGCUAAGGUGCGGUUUUCAUCAAGAUUUUGCCUAUAAAAGGCCUCCCGGACAACCAUUUCUCUUCACACCUCUCCUUCUCACUUCCCUGUUAAAUUUUCUGUUGUAGCUCUAUAUUUCUUUAGUAGUUUUGCGAUUAACGUUAACUCGUAAGUUGAUUUAGUAUUACAUAUUUCUUUAGUAGUUUUGCGAUUAACGUUAACUCGCAAGUUGAUGUAGCUCUAUAUUUCUUCAGUAGUUUUGCGAUUAACGUUAACUCGUAAGUUGAUUUAGUAUUACAUAUUUCUUUAGUAGUUUUGUGAUUAACGUUAACUCGUAAGUUGAUUUAGUAUUACUUUGUAUUGUUAAUUUUUAUUUUUGAUUUUUAUGAUAUUAACUUAACUACGGUUUUAUCGCAGAUGGCAUUCCAAAAGUUCACGCUUGGCUUACGGUGGAAUGGUUACACGGAAGAGACCGGAAAGGGUGCCACCUACGUAGGUGGCAAUUUUCAGAAGAUAAAGGUCGCUACCAGACCGCUGCUCAAAGACCUCCAUCAAAUGUGCACUAACGUUACUUGCAUGGAUGGCACGAGAAAAGUUGAUCGUAUGGUGUACCGAUAUCCAAACAGAGAAAGUGGGUCAUUGUGGCAUGAGGAAUAUCUCAUAACCACUCAGGAUGAGGUAGACGCCAUGCUCGAAUUCAUGAGGUCCAACAAUCUUUCCAAAGCCGAGAUGUUCGUUUACACCGAGCCGGUCGUAGGCGUUGGAGGUCAUUCUGGACACGGUCAAACAUCUGGUACCCAUGGUGGAGGUGAAUUAUAUGGCGAUCAUCCCUACCAAAGUUACCAUGAUCCUCAUUCAUAUUUUCAGUACCAAGAGCAAGGUGAAGGUCAUCAUCAAUCAUAUGAAGAAGAAGUUCAACCGGACCGGCCCAACCAACCUCAGUACAACUUCCUCUCUGGCAGCGGUAGUUUUCACAACUACCAUUAUGGAGCUGAUGAAGGUGCCUUUCAUGAGCUGGAUCAGAUGGAGGAUGAUCCUAAGCCAUCCACAACUAAGGAGAUUGCUUGCUUUUUGGAGAAGAACACUCCUCCGAUCAUGCCAAUGAGAUAGACCCGAGCAUAUCUCUCGAUCCUCCGGACUUUCCUCGGUUAGGGGAUGACUCUCGUAAUGCUCUCUAAAGUACCUCGUCAACCAAGUAAUUGACACUUGGUGUUUCCUCAUUGGUGGCAAGCGAUCGGUCGCAUCAACAUGCCCCUUCACCGGUACUUUUACUCCCAAAACACUAUAGAUGAAAUGAACCCAACCGGGCAUACCGUCGACAUCGUCGGGGGCAUGAUCACUAACGCACACGGGUUUGCCGUCGAUGGGGAGAUGGGUUAGGAUGGCGACAUCCUUUAGUGUGAUGGUGGCCUCUCCUUCUCUCAAGUUGAAGCAAUGGGUCUCCUUUCUCCAUCUCUCAACUAGGGCGGUGAUGAGUUGGCGAUCAACUUUGAUGCCGUUAAAAUGCCUAAUCGAGUCCAAUCGUGCCCUUUUGAGAAAGGGCAAGAUGGCUGGGUGGAAUGGGAGCACAUUGGUCGUACCCCUGUAGCGGAUUAUUGUUUGUGCCUCCUAGAGAAAAUUUACACGUUAAUUAUUAUAUAUUAGUAAGGGUUUAAUCCUUAUAACUAAAUUACUUAAAUUAAAUUAUUUAACUUCAAGCAGAAUUUUAUUAUCAUACUUUAGACAUUUCAUAUAAUUAACAUAAUAGCAUUAU